GUCUCUCAGCCGCUGGUGUGGAAGGGGACGACGCGCGGCACGGGGCAGCUGAGCUGCUCCCUGACCGUGGGGGCGGGCCUCUCCUUCGUCGCCGACGCGGUGCAGUCGGGCGCGGGGAGCCGCUCGUCGCACCUGUCGAACAACGUAUUCCUCUCCGUCCCGCUCAAGCUGCGCGCGCUGCGUGCCCUCGCCCCGCGAAAGGUCGGCCAACCUCACACCCCUCCCGUCUCUCCCCCGUCUCUCGCCUAUACCUCGGCUGCGUCUCGCCCAUCUCUCGCCCAUCUCUCGCCCUCGCCCCAUGCCAGGCCAAGGCGCUCACGCAGACGGCCUCCCGCCCGUCGCUGCUGCCGAGCCGCUCCUCCAUGCCUCCACUCGCCUCGCCCGCCGCCUCCCGCCCGCCCGCCGCCUCGUGGGGCGGGAUUGCGGAGUCGAGCUGGUCGGGCGGGUCCACCUCUGGCCGCACGACGGCCUCGUGGGCGAGCAGACUGACGAGUGCGAGCGCACCGCCCGGCGCCUCCCUCUCUGCCGGCGACGAGGCGCUGGCGGCGGCGGGCGUGCAGCUCCGGCCGCGCGUGCGGCCGCGGUCGCGAUGGACAUCGGCCCGCCUCACGCUGUGAAUCGCGUCUCUAUUCACACCGCACUGCUGUGAACAGGUCGCGGUGGAAGUCGAUCCGCGUCAAGCUGAGCGCGAGCCGGAGGGUGCGAGUCGGCUUGGUGAGCCGGGAAUUCAUCGGGCUCGAGGAGCCGCAGCAGCAGCAGGGUUUGGCCGAGACGGAGGACUUCUCAGUAUGACGCGCGCCACCACAUUAAAUGCGCGCGUAUACACUUUUUUCAGAUAUUCAGUGUGCUAAAAACCU
Messenger RNA from Emiliania huxleyi CCMP1516, 857 nucleotides. RefSeq lists its product as hypothetical. The transcript is spliced from 2 exons. The record is from RefSeq and is a predicted model, not a curated record. The coding region runs from base 363 to 617 and encodes 84 amino acids. Lineage: Eukaryota; Haptophyta; Isochrysidales; Noelaerhabdaceae.